Puntigrus tetrazona (Sumatra barb) is the source of this 756-nucleotide messenger RNA. Its product is annotated as antho-RFamide neuropeptides type 2-like. Bases 211 to 756 code for a protein of 181 amino acids. The record is from RefSeq and is a predicted model, not a curated record. The transcript is spliced from 3 exons. Lineage: Eukaryota; Metazoa; Chordata; Actinopteri; Cypriniformes; Cyprinidae.
AGGAAGAACAAUAGUUUCACCGCUCUCUGAUGUUUUUUGCAGACACUGGUUUAAUACAAACUGUUAGAAACGUUGUUUCUGUAAACAGAGAAAUAUGGGAUUUGGGUUAGCCUGAUAAAUACCUGUAGGAUUUGCAUCCUCACAGUCUUGACUAAGUGUUGAAGCAAGCAGUAAGAAGUAUCAUCUGAACCAAGAUCUGCUGCUGUGAAGAUGGUGUUUGUUAAAGAAGAGAUUGAGGAGAACAUGACAGAACCAGAAACAUGGAGAAUAAAACAAGAGGAAACAGAAACAUGGAGAAUAAAACACAAGGAACCAGAAACCUGGAGAAUAAAACAUGAAGAACCACAAACCUGGAGAAUAAAACAUGAGCAACCAGAAACCUGGAGAAUAAAACAUGAAGAACCACAAACCUGGAGAAUAAAACAUGAGCAACCAGAAACCUGGAGAAUAAAACAUGAGGAACCAGAAACCUGGAGAAUAACACAAGAAGAACCAGAAACCUGGAGAAUAACAGAAGAAGAACCAGAAACCUGGAGAAUAACAGAAGAAGAACCAGAAACCUGGACAGUAAAACAUGAGGAACAAGGCCUGAUGAAAGAAAAGGGGCAAGAUUUGGAUGAGGUGGAGGAGAAACAUCAGGAUCAAAAAGAUCAUGAAGACACUGGAGAAACAUCAGUGAGAUGCAGCAUUCGGAAAACAGGCGUCAAAGGGCUUUCAGCUGCUCUCAUGUGGGAGGAGUUUCACACAGAGACGUGA